Messenger RNA from Diceros bicornis minor, 1111 nucleotides. RefSeq names its product SAYSVFN motif domain containing 1 (gene SAYSD1). The transcript is spliced from 2 exons. Bases 68 to 619 code for a protein of 183 amino acids. The record is from RefSeq and is a predicted model, not a curated record. Lineage: Eukaryota; Metazoa; Chordata; Mammalia; Perissodactyla; Rhinocerotidae.
CGCCAGGCAGAGCGGAGGGCCGGUGACUGCAAGCGGGCGCGCGCGGAGCGAGGCGCGCGCCAGCGCCAUGGAACAGCGGUUAGCUGAGUUCCGGGCGGCGCGCAAACGGGCCGGGCUGGCGGCCGAACCCAGCACUUCGAGGCAGAGCGCACAAACCUCGGGAGAGAAGGCGGAAGCAGCUGCGACUCCAAAGGCAGCCCUGGGCUGGCUAAAACGGUUUCUGGUGUGGAAACCGACGCCUGGGAGGGCCCAAGCCCAGCCUAGCCGCGCUCAGGAAGCGGCUCAGCCUGGGAGCAGCACGUCACAGCCACCACGGAAUACAGCCAUUCCUCCACCAUCACCACGGGCGCAGCGUUUCCUGACCAACAUCACCAUCUUGAAGGUUCUUCUCUGGUUGGUGCUGCUGGGACUGUUUGUGGAACUGGAAUUUGGCCUGGCUUAUUUUGUCCUGUCCUUGUUCUACUGGAUGUAUGUUGGGACACGAGGCCCCGAAGAGAAGAAGGAGGGGGAGAAGAGUGCCUACUCUGUGUUCAACCCGGGCUGCAAAGCCAUCCAGGGCACGCUGACUGCUGAGCAGUUUGAGCGUGAGUUACAGUUUAGACCCCUGGAGGGGAGAUAGGACCAAGCUCUAUCUUAGCCCGGGGCGUGGACUUGUGGGUUGAUUUCAGGUGCCUAAGACUAAGGCCGGCUUGCGGGUUAGCUCUGUGACCACGCAGUUCUACAUUCUUUCCCUGAUCUUCUGCAAUUUUAUCUUUGAAUUUCUCUUUGGUUUUGGUGAAACUCCCAGAAAGACACUCACUGUGGGUCUGAUGCAAUUUAUAAAAAUUACAUCCUCAAUAAGGAGAACUGUGUGUCUCAUUAUUUGAGAGAGGUGAUUUUAGAGUGCUAGGAAGGCACUGGGGGAUACCUCUUUGAAGUCAUGGUCGGAUACGUUGGGACUGUGAAUUCAAAGUGAAUGUUCACUUUAAGUCUUUUCAUAUUUAUAGCAUUUUUUCCCCUAAAAAGUUUAAGUUGCAAGCUUCGUUUUUUGCGUUUUGGGUUUUAUUCCUUCCUGCUUUAAGUCUUGCUUUUUCGGUCAUUAAUAAUGUUGAAAAAUAAAAUACCUUUAAAA